Messenger RNA from Myzus persicae (green peach aphid), 692 nucleotides. RefSeq lists its product as uncharacterized. The annotation marks the transcript as partial. The record is from RefSeq and is a predicted model, not a curated record. The transcript has a single exon. NCBI's taxonomy places the organism in Eukaryota, Metazoa, Arthropoda, Insecta, Hemiptera, Aphididae.
AAAUUUUGAAAUAUAAAGCUGAACUCUCAUUUAUACCUAAAGAUUGUCGAACACUUCUUCAUUCUAACUCUACAAAAGUAUUAAAUUUAAGAGAAGUACACCCAAAUGGUACAUAUUAUCAUUUUGGCUUACGUAAUGGAAUACUAAGGUUUUCAUCAAUUUUACCUUUGCAAGAGUCUAUUCAAAUUGCAGUUGGGAUUGACGGGCUACCAAUAUCGAAAAGUAGCUCUAGUCAAUUUUGGCCAAUUUUGGCUUAUAUUAUGCCCUAUCACAAAUAUGUUUUUCCUGUUGGAAUAUUUCAUGGCCAUAAAAAACCAUCCGAUAGCAAUAACUAUCUUUCUGAUUUUAUUGCUGAAGUGUUAGAAUUAAAUAGGAGUGGAUUAAUGGUGAACAAUCAGCUUAGAAAAAUUGAAAUUAAAAUUAUUUGUUGCGAUUCCCCUGCUAAGGCCUAUAUAUUAAGAGUAAAAACACAUUCAGGUUACUUUUCUUGCACUAAAUGUUUACAUGAAGGUGAAUAUUGCAUAAAUCAUGUUUGUUUUCCUUACAACGAAAAUGGCAAUGAAAAAAGAAACCAUGAAGAUUAUGUUAUGAUGAAAAAUGAGCAGUAUCAUGUUUCACCCACAAUAUCAUGUCUUGCAUUGAUUCCAAACAUUAACAUUGUUGAUUUGUUUCCGUUGGAUUAUAUGCACUUG